AUGAGAAAACAUGAAGCAGAUCGAUUGGAUCGAGUCGCCUUGUACUUUUUAUUGGGAGCAGCUCUGAUGAAUUUGAUAGUUUUUCCGUUUCACCAUAAUUUUUUAAUCCCCGCCGAUCUCUAUACUCAUUUCCCCGCUUUAAUUCAUCCAUUUAGAGAAUAUUUUCCAAGAUCCCGUAACGUUAACAAACUGACACGUGGCAUUGAGAACUCUGCUUCCACUUAUAAUUUACCAAAGACUGGACAACUUUUAUGUUUUGUGGAGACCUCUGAAAAAUAUUACAAGGAUCGUGUGCCAUCGGUAGCCGCCACGUGGCUCUCCAGAUGUGACAAUGGGCGGUUCUUCUCGAAAACCCCACUGCCUGACCCUAAAAUGCCAUUUACCACGGUUUAUCGGAAUCUGGAAGACUCGUAUUACGACUUGUUCCGGAAGACACUUCUCGGGUUUUACUACUCUUAUGCUUAUAUUUCAAAGGAUUUCGAUUGGUAUCUGAAGGCGGAUGAUGAUAACUAUUUUGCGAUGGAUCAUUUGAAAGAGUACUUGGAUACACUGGAUGCGACGGAGCCCCUGUUUUUAGGGUAUAGGAUGAAACCUUUUUUGGAAGGCGGUUACAACUCUGGCGGUUCCGGAUACAUCCUCUCCAACGCCGCCGUCCGCUUAUUCGUAGAGCACCUCUAUCACGACGAGCAACUCUGUCCAUACGACUGGGCGGAGGACCGUGGGAUGGCACGGUGUCUUGCUUCAAUGGGGAUUCUUCCAGCAGAUACUAGAGAUUCAAAUGGGCUCCAUCGAUUUGUGCCGUUUAGACCGAGUGAGAUGAGAGAGGUGCCAGCAGGCUAUCAUUACUAUCCGUUGAGGUUUUUGAUUCUCUUGGUCUCUAUUAUAGCAGCUUAUUCUUUGUUUCAAAUCCCGCUUGAAAAAGUUGAAUCCCUGAGAUUCAAGCUUAUGAGAGAAGGGAAAUGGAAGGACUACAAGGAGUUCAAAAACAGAAUUCGAAGCCUUUCCGCCGCCUAUUCCGGUAGCCUUUUCGAUUAUGAAACCGCUGGAUACGUUGGGAAAAUUACCGUGGGCACACCCCAACAAGAAUUUCGGGUGGUGAUGGAUACUGGGUCGUCGAACUUCUGGAUCCCAGAUUCUACAUGUGGAAUGGAGCCGUUGUCGUGUGGAAGACCGGUGUCUGGAGAUGCUACUUGUUAUGGGAGUUACUGUGUCCCCGGCGGUCCAAACACCACAGCCUCUUGCACUACUCAAAACAAGUUCGAUUCCUCCAAAUCUACUUCUUAUGUGAAAUUUGGGAACUCAUUCCGUUUUGAUUACGGCGUGGACAAUGCCAAUGGCUUGUUGGGCUAUGACACGGUUCGCUUCGGAGGGAUGUCUGAUAACCAGCUGGUGGUACCUGGUGUUACUGUAGCGCAAGCAGUAUGCUUUCCAACGUUUUUUGAGCAGACCAAUAUCGAUGGUAUCAUGGGAUUGGGUUUCCAAUGGAACGCUCAACAAGAUAUAGUGCCACCCUUUGUCAAUGCUUAUGAAAAUAAUAUCGUAGCCCCUGUAUUCCAUGUGUACCUCGAGAAGGGUCCUAAUGGCGCCGGACAAAUCACGUAUGGAGGACGUGACACCACGAAUUGUAAAGUGGUCAAUGAAUACCACCCGAUGACUACAUACGCCGCUUAUCAGUUUUAUCUGACACUGGUCUCCGCUGGCAAAUACUACUCUAGUAAAGGAUGGACUGCCUUGGCGGACACCGCAAACUCAUUCAUCACCGGACCCGCUGGAGUUAUCGCAGGGAUCGCUGAUGCAGUGGGUGCUAAAUGGGACACCUACACGGACACCUACUGGAUACCUUGCGAGCCGAAGGUCACAACUCAAAUGGUGAAUUUCACGAUUGGUGGGACGAUCUACCCGGUGACUGCUGAAAAUCUUAUUGUGCCUUAUCCCAACAAAACUGGAUAUAUCUGCAUGUUCGCUAUCCUUCCACUGUCGAAUAAUGGGUUCGGACCGUCUUGGGUUCUUGGAGACCCGUUCCAUCGGGAAUAUUGCUCGUUGUAUGAUAUGGGAAGGCAGAGAAUGGGAUUCUCGGCUCAUAUGAAUUGA
This is a messenger RNA of Caenorhabditis remanei, 2091 nucleotides long. RefSeq lists its product as uncharacterized. Gene Ontology annotation, molecular function: aspartic-type endopeptidase activity; glycosyltransferase activity. The record is from RefSeq and is a predicted model, not a curated record. Gene Ontology annotation, cellular component: lysosome; membrane. Gene Ontology annotation, biological process: cell death; proteolysis. The coding region runs from base 1 to 2091 and encodes 696 amino acids. The transcript is spliced from 10 exons. NCBI's taxonomy places the organism in Eukaryota, Metazoa, Nematoda, Chromadorea, Rhabditida, Rhabditidae.